This is a messenger RNA of Xiphias gladius (swordfish), 944 nucleotides long. It is a transcript of the gene c19h9orf85, whose product is annotated as chromosome 19 C9orf85 homolog. The record is from RefSeq and is a predicted model, not a curated record. The transcript has 4 exons. NCBI's taxonomy places the organism in Eukaryota, Metazoa, Chordata, Actinopteri, Istiophoriformes, Xiphiidae. Bases 272 to 826 code for a protein of 184 amino acids.
ACGUCAUUGACCUGUACCAAGCAUGUUCAUAGAUGUAAAAAGAGAGUUGGUAUUUUUUUUCCUAUUUUCACUCCAACAAACAGCUAUUUUUCGUGAUUUAUUUUAACCACCCCCCCUUUUUUUUUUUUUAAGAAAAAGUGGCUGCUUGGUGUUUUGACCUCGGUGUCGUUUCAUGACGUAGUCGCACGUCUUCCGGGUCAGCGUGCUCUGUGGCAUGGUUGUUGGAUUUGUAAAUCCACAUUACAUGUGUAACUAAAAACUGGAAAGCAAGAUGAGCUCUCAGAAAGGUAAUGUAUCUCGGUCGCGAGGCCAGAAGCAUCAAAACACCACUGCCUACAAAAACGACAAGUACGGAGCGACCGCACAAGUGAAGAAGGCAAAAUCAAAGAUCCAUGAUGGGCUCUGUCAACACUGCAAGGGUGUUCUUGAGUGGAAAGUCAAGUACAACAAAUACAAGUCACUAACCCAGCCCCGAAAAUGUGUCAAAUGUUCUCAAAAGACUGUGAAGGAUGCCUAUCACAUCAUUUGUAAGACCUGUUCUCUUCAGCUAGAGAUCUGCUGCAAGUGUGGGAAGGAAGAGGACAUUGUUAUUCCGGUAAACUCACAUCAGGACAAGAAAGAGCUAGAAGAUGGUGAACAGACAAAGGAAGGAUGUGGACAACGGAAGAAGGACAUGGACAGGGAUGAUUAUUAUGAUGAUGAUGAUGACUUUGGUGACUUUGAAGAAGAGGAUGAUGAAGACUUUUACAGUGACUCAGGUCCAAAUAAACCAGAGAACAAGUCUGCUGCGCUCCCAGACGUGUCCCGAGUUAAUCUCAAAGACUAAAAACAGUAAGAGGGUUGUACCAAGUGGACUUUUUAAAAACUUAUAUACCCAACAAGUUUUCUAAUCAAUGUACAGUAAGUCAUUAACUGAUGCAAAUAAACUAAUAUUGCUGGUUUGA